This is a messenger RNA of Paramuricea clavata, 878 nucleotides long. The record is from the annotation of a GenBank genome assembly. NCBI's taxonomy places the organism in Eukaryota, Metazoa, Cnidaria, Anthozoa, Malacalcyonacea, Plexauridae.
CUGUUAUUGUCGUUAUUGGUGUUAUUGCCGUUAUUAUUGGUGUUAUUGCCGUUAUUGGUGUUAUUGCCGUUAUUGCCGUUAUAGCUGUUAUUGCCGUUAUUGGAGUUAUUGCUGUUAUUGCCGUUAUUGGUGUUAUUGCCGUUAUUGGUGUUAUUGCCGUUAUUGGUGUUAUUGCCGUUAUUGCAGUUAUUAGUGUUAUUGGUGUUAUUGCCGUUAUUGGUGUUAUUGCCGUUAAUGCCGUUAUUGCCGUUAUUGGUGUUAUUGCCGUUAUUGGUGUUAUUGCCGUUAUUGCAGUUAUUGCCGUUAAUGCCGUUAUUGCCGUUAUUGGUGCUAUUGCCGUUAUUGGUGUUAUUGCCGUUAUAGCUGUUAUUGCCGUUAUUGGAGUUAUUGCCGUUAUUGGAGUUAUUGCUGUUAUUGCCGUUAUUGGUGUUAUUGCCGUUAUAGCUGUUAUUGCCGUUAUUGGAGUUAUUGCUGUUACUAGUGUUAUUGGUGUUAUUGCCGUUAAUGCCGUUAUUGCCGUUAAUGCCGUUAUUGCCGUUAUUGGUGUUAUUGCCGUUAUUGGUGUUAUUGCCGUUAUUGGUGUUAUUGCCGUUAUAGCUGUUAUUGCCGUUAUUGCCGUUUUGGCUGUUAUUGCCGUUAUUGCCGUUAUUGGUGUUAUUGCCGUUAUUGGAGUUAUUGGUGUUAUUGCCGUUAUUGCCGUUAUUGGUGUUAUUGCCGUCAUUGCCGUUAUUGAUGUUUUUGCCGUUAUUGCCGUUAAUGCCGUUAUUGCCGUUAUUGGUGCUAUUGCCGUUAUUGGUGUUAUUGCCGUUAUAGCUGUUAUUGCCGUUAUUGGAGUUAUUGCCGUUAUUGGAGUUAUUGCUGUUAUUGCCGUUAUUGGU